Molecule: messenger RNA, 1777 nt
Organism: Cynara cardunculus var. scolymus (artichoke)
Lineage: Eukaryota; Viridiplantae; Streptophyta; Magnoliopsida; Asterales; Asteraceae
Product: berberine bridge enzyme-like 15
Exons: 1
Coding region: 1-1644 (547 amino acids)
Molecular function (GO): oxidoreductase activity; FAD binding
Source: RefSeq, a predicted model, not a curated record
AUGGAGCUAAAAUUUGGCACUAAAUUUCCACCAUUUUUGCUAGUGAUUCUUAUGGUUUUGUGUUCAUCAGCAUCUUCAAAGCUAAUGGAUGAUAACUUUCUUAAAUGCCUUUCUCAAGAUUCUCCACCAAAUGCCACACAAUCAGAGUUUGUGUUCACCCAAGAAAACACAGCAUACUUAUCUGUACUUGAGUCAACUAUCAUAAACCUUAGAUUUUCCACUCCCACAACUCCAAAACCAAUAGCUAUUAUCACGCCUUUGACAUAUUCCCAUGUACAAUCUACAGUUCUUUGUUCCAAAAGUUUCGGAUAUCGAAUCCGGAUCCGAAGUGGGGGCCAUGACUAUGCAGGCCUUUCCUACACUUCCUAUGAUCAAACCCCUUUUGUUGUUCUUGACCUUAAAGAACUAAGAAACAUAACGAUUCAUUCGAGUGAGAAGACUGCGUGGGUUGAAUCGGGUGCCACGGUUGGUGAAUUGUAUUACUGGGUGUCUCAAGAAAGUCGAGAUCUUGGAUUCCCAGCUGGGAUUUGCCCAACUGUAGGGAUUGGUGGACAACUAAGCGGAGGGGGGUUUGGURCUAUGAUAAGGAAGUAUGGGCUCGCGGCAGAUAAUGUUGUCGAUGCUCGGAUUGUUGAUGUCAAUGGGAAGAUUCUGGAUAGAGAAUCUAUGGGAGAAGAUCUGUUUUGGGCUAUUAGAGGAGGUGGAGGAGCAAGUUUCGGUAUUGUAGUAGCUUGGAAGGUCAAUCUUGUGGAUGUUCCUGAAAAAGUUUCGGUUUUUAGUCUUUCCAAGACUUUAGAUCAAGGAGCUUCGGAUCUGUUCAAUAAGUGGCAGUAUAAAGGGCACAAAUUAAGUGAAGAUUUGUUCAUUAGAGUUAUAAUACAACCUACUUCAGAUGGGGCAGGAAACAGAACAAUUCAAGUUAUAUUCAACUCGAUGUUUCUUGGAAGCAUUGACCAGCUCAUUGAAACAGUGGCAGAUAGCUUCCCUGAACUGGGUUUACAGGAAAAAGACUGUAGUGAGAUGAGUUGGAUUGAAUCAAUACUCUAUUUUUCAAUCUAUCCAACAGGAUCAAGCAUCGAUGUCCUUAGAGAUAGGAUACCCGAGCCCAGAAGCUACUUCAAUGGUAAAUCAGAUUAUGUGAAAGAACCUAUCCCUGAAGAAACAUUGGAAGAGAUAUGGAAAUGGUGUUUGGAGGAAGACAAUCCGAUUCUUAUAAUGGAACCACACGGUGGAAGAAUGGACGAGAUAGAGGAAACGGCAACUCCAUACCCACAUAGAAAAGGGUAUUUGUAUAGCAUACAAUACUUUGAGAAGUGGGAUAACGGAAGCGUUGAAGCAUCAGAAAAGCAUAUAAGUUGGAUGCGGAGGAUCUACAAGAAUAUGACACCAUAUGUGUCCAAGAAUCCAAGGGCAGCUUAUGUGAAUUACAGGGAUUUGGAUUUAGGUACAAAUGGUGAUAUAGAUAACACAAGCUACUUAGGAGCCACGAAAUGGGGAAGCAGCUAUUUUAACGACAAUUUCAAGAGGUUGGCUAUGGUGAAGGGUGCAGUUGAUCCAGAUAAUUUCUUCUAUUUUGAGCAGAGCAUCCCACCUUUAAUUUCCAUUGACGGGAACUGUGACACUGGUUCUUACCAAAGCUUGUAAUCAUCCUGGUACCUAAUAUCAUGGAUCUUAUGGAAACCGAAUUCUAGUUGUUUUCGUUGUUGCUUUCAUUAAUAAACUCAUUCCUGAAAUGAAGGAUAUUUCUAGAUUAUUGUUUACACGUAUCUGUUUCGAG